Molecule: messenger RNA, 1194 nt
Organism: Schizophyllum commune H4-8
Lineage: Eukaryota; Fungi; Basidiomycota; Agaricomycetes; Agaricales; Schizophyllaceae
Exons: 6
Coding region: 1-1194 (397 amino acids)
Molecular function (GO): protein binding
Source: RefSeq, a predicted model, not a curated record
AUGUUCUCCAAGGAACAAAACCAGACUCGCGAUUCGGGAGCUCGGUUAUAUAUGCGUAGCUGCUUGGCCGUAGAUGUGGAUGAGAAGCGAUUCACAGGAUUGGAAUUCAUCCGGCUUUCCUCUUACCACUACCGCUUCCCCCUCAGCAUCCUUAGUCUCUACGCCGCCUUGGCACGGCUCGUCACAGGAUUCAGAACUUCGCUCUUUGGCAUGAACGCUCACGCUUUUGUCAACCUCAUCCACUUCGCAUACGCCAGGGAUCCGCCCAAAGACACCGACACACGCUUUCACUACCUCGGCGACUUACCAGAGGACCUAUUCCGGCGGUUCCUGGAGUGUUGUCCCCCUCUCACGCUUGUGGUGUUGAGGCAAGUAUGCAAGGCCUUCAGGCAGAUCCUGGACGACAAUCCUAUCAUCUGGGCCAAUGCUCGCGAAAACAUAUCAUGGCCGUCUCCGCCUCUCGACAAUGACGGUCGUCCGCGCACGGAAUGGACGUGGGCAGUGCGCGUCGCCAAGCGCAUAUCGUCGGAAUGGAUGGACUGGACAGUUCCAAGGAGCGAUAGGUCCCAGAUAUGGCUCUCUAGGUAUCGCGACCAAUGGGCCGAUACACAAGACGAGAAUAUGAAGAGGGUGCAUGAACUUGUAGGAAGACGCGGGCCCAAUCAAGCAUCUGGCGAAGGAGCCGCUGCUCGCAUCGUUAGGGCAUACAUGCGGACGCCGGCCUGCAUCGCACUUCUACGAAUAUUUAAUCAUAGUUUGGAGAUCAUCACCGACGCGGCUUGGAAUGACGCUUUGCCAGCAAUCCAUCGCGAGCUCGGACUUAUAUCCUCUUGCGAUCCGGCUAAGAUACCGCCUGACUAUCAGUGCGACGACUACGACCGUAUCCUUUGCCCCGCGUGUCAUCCUCGUCCUCUGGGCACGCGCUGGCGCGUCACACAACUUGCUACUACCUCGAAGAAACACAAGUGGUUCGAAGAAAACACCAUCCUUGUCCAUAAACUAUACGAACACUACGAAACGAAGUACGUAUGGUCCUCCUGCCUAAUCCUCGACCUUUAUUCUCAACCGUCAGCCAUCCCGAUAUCUUGCACAAAGGCGGCUCCAGUGUGGUUCCCGCAUUUCGCUGCUAUACGCGUUGCGCUCUUUGCUCGACGCGCAUGCAAAACCCACCGUUAUACACUCCGCGCGGUUUGA